AUUAUGGGUAUUUCAUUGAGUAAAUUCAGAAGGCAUCGCCACCAUCGCCGCCACAACCGACACCAAGCACAGCCACAGGAACGGCUGCAGCAGCCAAUUGCUGCUGCUUCUUCUUCUUCUCUUGAAACCCCACCUCUGCAGCCAACUCCGCCACCUUGUCUUCCGUCAACAUCGCAACCAACUCCGUCACCUUGUCUUCCAUCACCAUCGCCAUCAACUCCGUCAGCUUCUCUUCCACCGCCAUCACCACCUACUCCGCCUUCCCUUCCCCCGCCGUCGCCGCCAACGCCGCCACCGUUUCUUCCAUCGCCAUCAUCAACUCCUCCACCACCGCGUCCAUCGUCUCAGCCGUCGUUUGUUUUUGCGGCGAAUGCGCCUUUCCCAUCGACUACACAAGGGCCUUAUGCGGGUUUGCCUUCUCCUUCGGCUCCAGCGCAGCUUUCUUCGAAUUAUGGUUCGCCCAUGACGAUGGAUGGAUUCGGUUUCUCUCAAUUUCCGGCCAAUUUUAAUCGUGGUUAUUCCGGGUGGGGCGGGUAUGUCCCGACACCGCCGCCGCUGCCGCCGUCGCCAUCGCCACCGCCAUACGUGGAUCACAUGAGUGCCAGGAAGAUCAAGAAUGAUGUGAAUGUUCAUAAGGAUACUAUAAGGGUUGAUUGGGAUGAGAAGAAUUUGGACUCCCAUUUGGUUUCUUUCACUUUUGAUGCUCUGGUCGACGGCAGCAUCACCAUUUUUUACUUUGCCAAGGAAGGAAAUAAUUGUUCCUUCACUCCUUUAUAUCCCGAGAUAUACAUGCCGAUUAGAAUUCCAUUCCAAAAUGGGUUGGGUCAAAAGUUCUGUCAGCGCUCAGGAACUGGCAUUGACGUGGGCUUCUUUGCCCUAGAUGACUUAUCAAGGCCAUCACAGAACGAAGAGGUGUUCCCACUGGUUAUCUAUGCAGAAUCAAGUCUGCCAUCACUUCCGCCAAUGCAUGAGCAGCUUGGUCAGCCUCUGCCUAUCGCUCCUUCCCGUGCACAGAUUACUCAAGCUGUGCUGGAGAAGAAUAAUGAGGGCCAUUUCCAAGUGAAAGUCAUCAAGCAGAUCUUGUGGGUCGAUGGAGUUCGCUAUGAGCUACGUGAACUCUAUGGCAUUGAAAAUUCUGAUGAAAGGGGUAUUGGCAACAAUGACACAGGGAAAGAAUGUGUUAUUUGCAUGACGGAGCCAAAUGAUACUGUUGUUCUACCUUGUCGUCAUGUGUGUUUAUGCAGUGAAUGUGCAAAGCAGCUAAGGCUUCAGUCAAAUAAGUGUCCUGUAUGUCGCCACCCCAUCCAGGAACUCAUAGUGAUUGUCCAUAAAGAACAAUCCUAAUCCGAUAACUCAGCAGGAUGACUGCUGCCCUUGGCAAAAGAUUUCACCAGACUCUUAGGUGGGAUCAAUCACAUGGCAUCAAAACCACAGUUCAUAUGCGGGAGAUGCUAUGAUCGCAUGUGAGAGCUUGUUUAUAGGGGGAGAAAGAAGUACAAAAAUUUCUUUUGGAAUAUACCAAAUUCUACAGAGGAAGAGUUGAAUUGUUGUGUUGAAAGAGCAGCAUUGUAUUAGUGAAGGAAUUUUACCCUUGGAGAAGAGUUGUAAUAAAGCUGACAGUAUCUGCUUAUGUAGCAUUCUCUCUCUCCCUCUCUUUCAUAUAAAACAAAACUUAUGUAUAUAGGAUGAAAGGAAGAGAAUAUGUGCUGUAGAAGUUAGCAUAAGAUGGACAAAGUAUAUAUCUUGGAAUCUGUGAAAGUUUGGAAGUAGACUGUGUUAAGAGAAUAGAGACCAAAAGCAAGGUCUUUGAUCAGUUCCCCACCACCCUUACUGUUGAAGAUUUGGAUCUUCCUGGGUUUUUUUCUUUGAGGCUCCACCACACUACAUAAUCAUUAUAUUCCAAAAAGCACAACCAAUUAGGAUACACCACCUGUAUAUUUAGGUCUUAUUGCUUUGUAACAAAUUCUGCUCUAUUGUUCUAUUCCUUGAUUCUAUUAGUUGUACUUGAUCUCA
This is a messenger RNA of Vitis riparia (riverbank grape), 2013 nucleotides long. RefSeq names its product probable E3 ubiquitin-protein ligase LUL4. Lineage: Eukaryota; Viridiplantae; Streptophyta; Magnoliopsida; Vitales; Vitaceae. The coding region runs from base 4 to 1344 and encodes 446 amino acids. The record is from RefSeq and is a predicted model, not a curated record. Gene Ontology annotation, molecular function: ubiquitin protein ligase activity. The transcript is spliced from 5 exons. Gene Ontology annotation, biological process: protein ubiquitination.